AACAGCCCACAACACAAUAGAGGCCACAUGGGUCCGCUCUAGGGGUUUGGUGCCCAUUAUUCAAGAGUGAAAACUAAAAAAAAACAUCAAAUUGUAAAAAUGAAAAUGAUCGUGAGUUGAUGAUACAUACAGGCGAUGAAUCCCCACCCCAAAUCUGAAAGACGAGUGAAAGUUGCUUAAACCCUAGACCAGAGAGAGCAGCAGCAGCAGCAUUAUAAUAUGGAGAAUCAAAACCCAACAACAACUCAAACCCUAAAUUCUGACAUCAUCAGCACCCUUCCUCUAAACAUUAUUGAAAGUAUUCUAAGUCUAAUGCCACUCCGAGAUGCACUGAGAACCAGCGUUUUGUCAAAGAAAUGGCGCUAUACUUGGCGUGGCAUGCCCAAACUUGUAUUUACAGACGACAUGGUUACAAUGUCAUCUAAUCAUCUUUGCUUACAGUUGAAGAAGUAUAAGCUUGUCAGUGCCAUCUUUCAUGUUUUAUUAUUCCACAACGGUCCGGAGACACUAGAGUUUCACUGUUCGCUUGUUCAUCUUCAUAUGGAGUCUGAGUUUGCCCAAAUGAUAAGUUAUCUUGCAAGGGGAAAUAAAGUGAAACAGCUCUUCUUUCUUAGUGAUAAGAGAUCCUACAAGUUACCCGUUUCUUUCUUUUCAUUGCAAGGAUUAGAACUUGUAUAUCUGGAUAAUUGUACUUUGGAACCACCAUUGACGUUUACCAGAUUUAGAUCACUGACAAGCAUGACUCUUUGGAAUGUUGAGGUUUCUGCUCAAAUGCUUCAGCAUAUCCUCUCCAAGUGCCCGCUGCUUCAGUAUCUCUGUUUGAAUGAAUUACGGAAAGGCAUUGACUCUGUAGCAAGAGGAAACGAGUUUACAUUUGUUAAUCUUUUACCGUGUGUUCCUUUGAUUCAGACUUUGGACAUUUCAAAGUAUUAUAUGAAGUACUUGUGUGCAGGUGGCAUGCCACAUAAGCUUCCAGCUUCACUAGUCCAUCUCAAAGAUCUGUUUCUGUAUGUGUGCUUGCUGGAACAAAAUGAGAUCUCGUCUGCCCUUUGUAUAAUCAGGAGCUCCCCUGUGUUGGAGGGAAUUAUUUUUCAGAUGUAUGAUAAUGACAAGUUGCCUGUUCGACAAACUCCCGCCAACUUUCUUGAUGUAGAAGGGUACCCAGAUUUGAAGUUGGAUCAUCUUGAGUCAUUGGUGAUAGAAAUGUUUAGCAACUUACCUCUUGAGAUGGAUUUUGUGAAACUCAUUAUGGCCAAGUCACCUGUGCUAAAGAACGUGCGAAUUGAGCUUAACGCCAAUGUUUCUGUUGAUGAAGAACUGAAGAUGCUUAGAGAGUUGGUUUCACACCCAAUUUCGCGGGCAUCACCUUCUGCAAAGUUAACCGUUGUACGCCCAAAAACUUCUUGAUGUAGGCGGCUAUUUUGAUGACGCUAGUUAAUUUCCUUAGUUAUUUUAAUGACGCUAGUUAAUGUUUUUAUGGACUAUUUUGUAUGUGUAAUCUAUGAAAUUUUAGUUUG
Molecule: messenger RNA, 1517 nt
Organism: Helianthus annuus (common sunflower)
Lineage: Eukaryota; Viridiplantae; Streptophyta; Magnoliopsida; Asterales; Asteraceae
Product: F-box/FBD/LRR-repeat protein At1g13570-like
Exons: 5
Coding region: 220-1407 (395 amino acids)
Molecular function (GO): protein binding
Source: RefSeq, a predicted model, not a curated record